GUCGUUCCCGAAAACGGGAACGCCUUCUCUCCAGCCAAGCCACAUCGAACCGCCCGUUGAGUGUUGAGUUCGCGGGAUAAUCAAAAAUUCCUGACGUAAUGGCUGCGUAGAUGGAUUCACGACUUUAAUUGCACACAAUCGGGUGGUUCCUGGCGUCAUGUCGGACAUUUGCAAAGGUUGCGGCGAGCUGCAAUGCGAAGCAGCUGAGAACGUCCUAUUUCACGCAUUUCCGGACGACGAUGAAAAGCGUCUCUUGUGGGAGCAGCGAUGCAUUGAAAUAAAUAACGACUUUGAUGCCAAUUCGCACGAGCUUGUCGACGGACAAAACUGGACGGUUUGCAGUCGCCACUUCAAAAAGGACGACUACAUUUCCAUCAACAAUGAUAUUCACAUCCUCAAGCCAAACGCCAUUCCAUCAGUUUUCAUGAGUAGAAGAACAAUGACUCAAGUUGCGUUUAAAACUCCCGAAGUACUGCAGCCCCAGUUGGCCAGUCUGCCGGAAAACUUCAAGAUCUUGACUCCAGUUACUGGUACACGAAAGCAGUCUCUUGCUGUUGGCCAGAAGUGUCAAAUCAAAGUUACGCACAUCUCGGAAAAGGACAAGCUUAUCUACAAACCUUUCAAUCAUGUUGCUGAUGCACAUAACUGGAAAAGCCGAUGUCGCUUGUGUGCAAAGGUGUGGAGUGCCAGUUUUUUGUUCAAUCUGUUCGGCGAUAAGGCCAACGACCUCAAUCUUGUUGAGCGAAUCAACACAUUUCUGCCAGUCAAGGUUGACUUGAGUGACCAUCUACCCCUGAAAGUAUGCAAGCACUGCAUACAGAAAAUUGAGACCUUCCACGAUUUCAGAGAGCAAUGCCGAGCAACGCAAUCUGAAUUCAACGAUGAGGCAACUCGAUUUGCUCUUGUGAAAGCUUUGGAAGCCCAAGAUGAAUUGUCAAAACAAGCAGCUGCACAAGAAGAAGCGUCCACCAGUGUUGAGAUUUCAGUUCAGGAAGGCACCUCUCAGAUAGAACCUCCUCGCAAAAGAGGUCGAAAGUCCAACCCAGCCAGGGACGUUCCUACAAAGCGGGUGAAAAUCUUUCGAAAAGCAAGCCAGCCCAAAACAAGGAAAAAUGAAGCUGCUUCAGAAGAUGACGAUUUGGAAUUCACUGUUGAAGAGACGGGUCCAAUUAAAAUAGAGAAAGAAAUAGAAGAACCUGUAAAUAAGGGAGCGGCUCAGCCAAGUGGUGGAAUCAGAAGGUUCAAUUUGCGCAUUGCUCCGAAGCCGAACGUCAUUCUCGCCAACAUGGGCUUCCCCACAAUGCUCAUGAAGACUCAACGCUCUCCUGCGCAGCCAAAACCGAGCAUCCUUAGACAAAAGUUGAACAAAAGUCCUGAGCUGAAGGAACUCCAACCACCAAAGCUUCCGAAAGAGUUGCAAGAGCUACGGAAGAGAGACGUCAGGCAGCGGGGUCUGAGGCCUCGAAAUAAAAGGUACUUCAUGACACGAAAGCAGUACGGCGACAGGAUCAUCAACCAGAAGUGUGAUUCGAAGAAUUGUAAGGUCGUCUGCGACACUGUGCACAAGUUCUUGCAGCACAAGUACCUCUACCAUGACGAGAGCAACUUCUCCUUCUGCAAAGUCUGCAGUCAGGUGUAUGAAACUAAGCCCCGAAAUGUAGACAAUGGCCAUCGGCAUCUUCCAGAGCAGCACAAGUCGCUGCCAGUGCUGACCUUGCUCCAUAAUGAUAGCUUACCUCACCCUUCUUCAUAUUGCCACGAGUGUGACAAGGAAUUCCCCGACAGAAGCAGAUUGCUGCAGCACAACAAAAGUUGGCACGGCAACUACCACUGCAGCGAGUGUGGCAAAAUUUUCCCAGUUCUGUACGAAUUCAAGAAACACAUCCAGGACCACAUUUUCACCAAAGGGGGCCUUCCUCACCGCAUCACCAAGAAAAAGGGCAAGAACAAGUUCACGUGCGAGAUCUGCAAGGAGAGCAUGGACAAUUUCCUGCAGCUUAACAUCCACACCAUGAAGAACCACGACCAGCACUUCAAAUUCCUGCCAUGCGACUGCUGCAACAGCGUUUUCUUCACCGAGCAGCUGCUGCGACUGCACAAAGAGCUGCAGGCCAGCGGCGAAGUGCAGCUGUGCGAAAACUGCGGCUCGUUCUUCGCCACGGCCACCGAGCUCCGGGCGCACAAGAAGGUCUGCCUCACCAUCACCACCAAGCACAUGGCCUGCAAACACUGCAACCUGUUCAUCCACCCCAACAAGAUGAAGACCCACUUGACCUGGCACAUCACCAGACGCGAGCCGGAGAGGUGCAAGAAGUGUCUGCUGCCGAGGUGGUCGGCAGCCAAGCACAACUGCAAACUGUACCGGUGCGACGCGUGCCAGCUCAGCUUCAACGGCUACCCCACGUUCCUCACCCACAAACGCACCCACGUCGGCAAGGACGCGCGCUACUUCUGCAACGUCUGCACCGACGCCACCUUCGUCAGCUUCGAGGACCUGGCCGCCCACUUCAAGGACCACACUCCGUACGAGUUGAAGCAGUCCAGGCUGAAUUACAUCGCCAACAUGACGCAGCACCGCAUCUGCCCUGAGCCGCAGUGUCUGGAGGUGCUGCACAGGAAUGUUGUUCGCAAACACAAGAACAACAAACACAGCAAGAAGGUCCCUCCAAACCUGACGAAGGACGAAGUUCUGACGUGCCCGACCUGCAACGAAGUGCAGCCAGGCAUCAGCGAGUACAUUGAGCACCGUCUGGACCACGACACGGUGUAUGAGCUGCCCUGCUCUCACUGUGACUUGACCUUUGACAGCGAAACGAGACGCAACAUCCACAUCACUCGCAGCCACAACGAGGCAAGCAGGGUGACCUGCGACAUGUGCCUCAAGGUUUUCAACUCGAUGCAGAAGCUGCGGGUGCACGUGAUGCGCCACCUCAAGUACAAGCCGUAUGUGUGCAGGCAGCCCAACUGCAAGGCCUCCUACUACACCUUCGGCGACUGGAAGAAGCACUCGAUGCUGCACCUGGGCAUGAACCCCAACUACUGCAAGGCCUGCAACAAGCAGUUCAUGAAACCGGAAACGCUGGUGGCGCACAACAAGAAGUGGCACCCUGAAGCGGUGGUCGUCGACACCACCAAGACCGAAGAGGACUUGGCAGACGCCGACGUCAUCUACCAGUGCAGCAAGUGCUCCUUCCGCGAUCGCUCCGAGGCUGUGGUCAUCGAGCAUCUUGAGAGGGAUCACUUGAAAGAGGAAGAGGAGGAUUGCGAAAAGGUGCUCCUCGAGUUGGGAGGCGAGGGUGAAUGGUAGAUGGAUUGCAGGAAAAAAUUUAUUCGCCAAUAACCUCUUUUAAUUUCAAAGUAUUUUGAAAUCCACUGACUUUCGAGAAUAGGGAAAAACUCCCAAGUUGUAAAUAUUUGCUUUGGUUUGAAUAUAUUAUUGUUAUUAUUAUGCUUCUUUGUUUUUUAAAAUAGAUGAAGAAAAGACAUUGUUAAUUAAAUAAUCCUUUCUGUGGCAGAAAAUCUUAGUUCUGACUG
Molecule: messenger RNA, 3534 nt
Organism: Neocloeon triangulifer
Lineage: Eukaryota; Metazoa; Arthropoda; Insecta; Ephemeroptera; Baetidae
Product: zinc finger protein 43-like
Exons: 9
Coding region: 158-3307 (1049 amino acids)
Biological process (GO): regulation of transcription by RNA polymerase II
Cellular component (GO): nucleus
Molecular function (GO): RNA polymerase II transcription regulatory region sequence-specific DNA binding; DNA-binding transcription factor activity, RNA polymerase II-specific; zinc ion binding
Source: RefSeq, a predicted model, not a curated record